AUGGGUCUUCGAGGCAAAAGUGUUGCUGUGGUCGAGAGUGGAAGCGACCAACCAAAGAACUAUGAGCACUUUGCUAAUCAUCGUGUAGCACACAUCAUACAGGCAUGUUAUAAUCAUGAGAAUAAUUCAAACUGGGAUUGUGGAAUAGCAUGUAUUGCCAUGGUUUUGCAAGGUCUAGGCAUACGAUGUAGUCUACGCAGCCUUGCUGAGCAAUGUGCUGUCGAAAGUGUCUGGACCAUCGAUCUCGCAGUUCUUUUGCGUAACAAUUACGAAGGAGACUUUACAUACUACACAAGCUAUUUUGGAAGUCGUCGAGAACAUCAAGAAAACAAGUUCUAUCAAGAUGAUUUUGACGAAGACGAAAGACGUGUAAAUAAGCUGUUUGGGUCCGCGAAAAGCAAAUCCAUUCAUGUAGUGCGAAUGAUGCUACCUAUGGAUGACUUUAAGCGCUUUCUUUACUGCCAGCGCUUUGUAAUCGUUGUGUUAGUAAAUGCCCGUUUGUUAAAGUGCCAGAAAUGCAGGGAGCAGCGAAACUGUGUUGUGACUGUAUGUGGCCAAUUUGACUUCUUUUUUGAAAAGAUGAAGGGAUAUGAUUACAUAGGCCAUUUUAUAUGUUUGAUUGGCUAUGACCCUACAGAAAACCUGUUUAUUUAUCGCGAUCCAGCAGUUGUAUAUAGCUACUGCACCAUAUCUGCCGAAGAUCUUGACAAUGCUAGAAAGGCAAGCGGAACAGACCAUGAUUGUAUCGUUAUCCAGAUAUAAUAUUACUCUUACAGUGCUUCAAGGGUGACCAGGGAUUCUUCUUCUUCUUCUUUUUUUUUGGCUAAUUGAUAUCAUGACUGAGGAACUUCCUGCUUGGAUUUGGUAAAUAAGUCGCUCGAUAUGGAUCAGAAUAUGUGGUACACCUCGGCAUUAGUACAUCACGCAUUGAAAUGAGGCCCAAAGCGCAUUUGAUUGUUACUAUUAUUAUUACUAUUAUCUGCAGAUUUACAUGACAAAGUAAGGGAGGAAUAUCGAGUCCAGACACGUACAUAUUGCCUUGUUCAACUGGCAAUAUAAUCUAGCUCACCAUCAUUAUAGCAUUUCAAGUAGCAACAGCACAAUUCUUUAUACAAUUAUCAAACAUGUACAUAUAACCCAAGCAUAAUAUAUUAUACAUACACAAAUACAUACAUACAUACAUAUAUAAAUAUUU
This is a messenger RNA of Phycomyces blakesleeanus NRRL 1555(-), 1195 nucleotides long. RefSeq lists its product as hypothetical. NCBI's taxonomy places the organism in Eukaryota, Fungi, Mucoromycota, Mucoromycetes, Mucorales, Phycomycetaceae. The transcript has 6 exons. Bases 1 to 762 code for a protein of 253 amino acids. The record is from RefSeq and is a predicted model, not a curated record.